AUAAUCCUAACCAAAAUGAAAAUGUGGAACUUGCAUUUAUACGUAGGCUUGGUACUUUUGCUGCAGCUUGCAUGAAUUCCAGAUAUGAUGGUACAAUCUACUUUGGUAUUUCAGAUGGCAAAGAUGAAAAAUAUGUACAUGGAGAAAUAAAAGGUGUGAACACUUCUGUGGUUACUAUUUGCAAAUAUGAAGAAUGGAUAGAAAAGCAUUUUAGAAAGAACCCACAAAGUCUUCAAAAAUGUUCUCGAGAAGAAAAAAGUGCUUUUUCAAGAUGCAUGAGCUCUAUACGAUUUGUUCCAUUAAUAGAUUCAGAUCGUGUUGUCAUUGAGAUUGAUAUUGAACCAAAAUGUUCUAUUUGCAAAUUCCUAAAGUUUAAAAUUAACUCCAUUAAGUAUAAAGAUGGAGUAUAUUUCAUAAGAGAAGGUUCCGCAAGUGUUCCUCUUAAACCUCGUAGCAAAGAUGAAAAACAUUUUAUUAGUACCCAAUCAAAGUUUUUAGCUGACAAUAGAAGAGACAUUGAGUCUUACAAAAACAUAAACCCAGUUGAUAUGCAACAGAAGCUCAAGAAUAUGUUAUGCAAAGGAGAGUACAAAAUUCCAGAUGAUAAAUGCACAUACUUUCUUCUCAUAAAUAGUUAUUGUACUGAUGAAUGCUGCAAAAUGUCAGAUUUUUCAGAUUUUGAUUGGGUAAAGCAAAUUAAUUGGAAAUUAAUUUUUGAUUUUAAUCCUAAUUCAGCCAGCAAUGGUAUACUUUCUAUUUUACAAGAUCCAGAUAGCAUGUUAAUACCACCAUAUAGCAUUUCAGUUAAUGAUUUCAAAGAAAAACUACAAAAUGAAUCAACUAUCAAAAUGUUUUUAAAAUCUUGUCAAUAUGGAACCAAAACGUUGCACAUUACAUGUGUUGAAAGUUCAGAACCUAACCAGCACAGUUUUUAUUUAUGGAGAGAAAAAUAUUUUUCUGAAAUUAAACGGCUGUUUGAUAAGCUUACUGGUUCAGAUUAUUUAGUUUCUCCUUCAGAUAUGAUAUUUAUCAUUUGUCCUUGCUCAAAUUUAAAUCAAAAGGAAUUAGAGUAUUUUUUAAAAAACAUAUGCAUUCAAUCUGAUAUUCUUAAUGAAUUUGUGUUUCUUGCGCAAUCAAAAAACCAUUUAAGUUUUGUAAAAGAUGCCAUUUUACAAGAAUUUGAUUCAAGUAAAUGUGAUUUUUUGAGAGAAAAAUCUGUGACUUUAAAAUGGUCAGAAUUUUCUGCAUAUAUUCAGCAAUACAAAAGUGUUCAAAUAAGUAAAAGAUAUUUAUUAACAUCACGAAAAACUCAAGUCAUCAUUAAAAAUGAAAUUUCUGAAAUGUUUAAAAAUUAUGGUGCCACUAUUCUAGCAGCAAAUGAAUGUGACGAAUUGUUUUCAGAAACAAGUGUAAAUUUGACAAGCUUGUUUAGUGAGCGAAUGAAAACUUUCAUGCAAGGAAAAGAAACAACUUGGAGUUUGUUUUUUUUUUCUGAUAACAUUAGCAAAUUGCCUCUUAAAAAAGCUAUUCCUAGUGCUUUCAUUGAAAGAGAAUUUGUAGAUGAAAUUAAAAGCAAAAUUGAUCAAAGUGUUACUUUCAAGCAUAUAUGUAUUUUUCUAUUUGGAGUUGGGCAUUUACCUGGAACUGGGGCAACUACAGCUUUAAUGCAUGUACUAUGGCAAUACAGAUCUAAAUUUAGAUGCUUAUUAAUUGAUGGUCAUCGUUUAGAUGCUAAUGGUAUCGAGGAUAUUGUAAAUCACAUUUUAUCAUUUAGAGCAUUUGGAGAGAGUGAUGACGUUAUUAAUGGCUUAAACAAAAGUCAAACUUGUCUCCCUUUUCUUGUUCUACUUGAUAACACAACAACAGAAAUUGCUGAAAUUCUUCAAAUUAAAAUUCAGAAUGAAAUAAAUGACAGAAGAAUUUUAUCUGAAACUACAAUUGGUAUAAUACUAUAUAUACAAAAUGGAAAACUUGGUGUUCGUAAUUCUAAAAAUCUUAAUGAAAAAUUUACAUCAAAAGAAAAAGUCAAGUUUGAAUCCAAAUUAAAUCAAUAUGAAAAAAUAAUUGAAAAUGAAGGUCUUUUUUUUGAGGAUAUGUUAGGUUUUUUAACUUUUAUGAACAGUGAUGUUUCAAGUCAUUAUAAUAAUUAUGUUGUUAAAAUUGUGGAUAAAAUCAUUGAUCAUCUGGACAGUGUUUACCCAACAGAAUCAAAACUUCUUUUGUACCUUGCAGUUUUUAAAUGUUUUAUUGAAGAUGGAAAUAUUUCUGUGUCUCAUGCCAUGAAAGUUCUUGGAAAUGAGUGGCAAAUAAAAGCUCAUGAUAUGAAAAAUUUUACAUGUGAAUACUUUCAAAUGCUUGUGAGACAGACUGAGGAGAGUAAAUCUGGACCAGGAGUUUAUUCUAUCUUAAAAAUAACUCAUUUACCAGUAGCAAAGAUUAUUUUGAAACAAAUUUUAAAAAAAAAAAACGCAUCUGUCUUGUCUGCUGUAACAGAGCUUCUAGAAGAUAAAGCAUUUAUCAAAAAUCAGUUUUUAAAAUCCAAGUUGAUGAUAGAUCUUUGUAAAAUGGCUGUUCGAAGACAAAAAAAGUAUGAUGCGUCAAUACAAAAGAAUAGGAUUGAACCCGUCAAGGAAUCAUUUUCUAUGUUAAUUUUAAAAAUUAAAGAUGAACAUAAUAUGAAUGAAUGCGUUUCAAUACUUGAAAAAUUUAUUGAUAUAUUGGAAGAUUCGCGUGAGGAUUUAAAUCAAAGUAUUUCAAAUGUUUAUCAAACACUCUCCAGACUUUAUUUAGAAUACAAUUAUUUUGAUCACGCAAAAGAAUAUGCACAGAAAGCAGUUUAUGUAAAUGAAAAUCAUUGUACAUAUGAUACAUUAGGCCAAAUAUACAAAAAAGAAUUAGAAAAGACUUCAAAAGAUGAUGCUAAAAAUAAAGAACAAGUGAAUCUAAAGAUUGUGUUAGAACUUGCUAGUAAAGCUGUGAAAAAUUUUGUAAAAGAACAAUCGAUUGUGCAAGAUUAUUUUAAAUCGUCAACAUUGGAAAUUACUGAUGAAGAUAUAUCUGAUGAGGAUACAAUACUGUCAAGAAUUCCUGGAUAUCUUGGUGAAAUCUCAGUUAUACACAUUGUUAUGGAAGUACUGUUAAACAGAUUACCUAAUGAGAGACAAAAAAUUAUCAACUAUGCUUCUGGAAAACAUGAAAACUUUCACCAAAUAGCCAAUGAAAACAACAUUGAUAUUGACGAACACGGACGGUUUCUGCAAAGUUUUUUUGAAAGAUCACAAUAUUGCAUAGAAACAAUUUUAAAACAUGCUGAUCCAGAAAAAAUCCAAAAUAUGGACCAUCUACUAAGAAUCUGUACAAAACAAAGUAAAUUGUUUAAAGAUAAAACCGAUUCAAAACUACUGAAAAGUUUAAUGGAACAAAAAGGAAAAGAUGAAAGUAUGGUUGAUAAUAUACGAAAAUAUUGUAAAAUUAACCAACUAAGUUUUUUAGCCUAUGUUAAAGAAAUAAAAAGAAAUAAUGAAACCAAAUUUUUUCAGAUACAAAAAAUUUUUAAAAAACUUAAAGACAUUUUAAAAUUCUCUGAACUUGAUUCUUACUUUAAAAUUUGUUUCUUGAAUGCAAAUAUAGGUCAAAAGCCUAUUCUAUCUUUUGAAGACGCGUGUAGCCUUUCCAAUGAGCUAACAAAUAUUUCUUUAGAAGAAUUACAAAAGUAUGAAACCUUUUUCUGGUAUAUGGUGCUCCAUUGGCCAACUCAAUUAGAGGUUGAAAAAAAAAAGUUGCCAGUUACUUAUGACUUACAAAGACUUAAAAGAUGUAUUCAAAAAUUAAAAGAAAUCCACGAUGGCAAUGCGAGAUUUGUGUUGACAAAAAAGGAACACCGGUAUGCGUUUAAACUUAAUCCCAUUUAUAUCUUGAAUAAUGAAGAGCAGUAUUCAAAACUUGAAGAUGUAAUUUUGGACACUGAUUCCACAGAUAGAAUAAGUUACAUUGGUUAUCAGAAAUUUAAUGGGAAAAUUAAAGACCAAAGUAAUUUGGAAUACUUUAUAUCAAGUGGAGCAUCACUUAUUAUACGUUCGGCAAAUUUAAGGUGUAAUCGUGGAAGUAGUGCACAAUACGUCAGGUUUAAUGUAGGCUUUACAUUAGCUGGACCUGUUGCAUACAAUAUUGAAAUCGAUGAUCGCAUACAAAAGCUCAAUGACGCAGAAUAAUAUACUUUUGUUGUUUAUUUAUUUGAUAUUUUGUUUGUGCCUAUAUUUUUAUUAGUUACAAAUUACAAUAAAUACAACUUUGUUAUAAAUAAUACAUAAACUUAAUGAUAAAAUAAAGACAAUAAAAUCUGCUAUAAAAAGGGUUGUAUUGUAAAUGGUUUUAUUUUCUAAUGUAAACCUCAUUCAAGCACAUUUAUACCAUCAAUACUACAUAUUGAAUUUCAAUAAUUUUUAUUUUUUUAAUAAUAUAUACGUAAUUUUACGUAAUAUAUACGUAAUUUAGUCUAAUAAAUUGUCAAUGUUUUUUAACAAGAUUAAAAAUUAGUUUGAGGAAA
This is a messenger RNA of Hydra vulgaris (swiftwater hydra), 4546 nucleotides long. Its product is annotated as sterile alpha motif domain-containing protein 9. Gene Ontology annotation, cellular component: cytoplasm. Gene Ontology annotation, molecular function: protein binding. The record is from RefSeq and is a predicted model, not a curated record. NCBI's taxonomy places the organism in Eukaryota, Metazoa, Cnidaria, Hydrozoa, Anthoathecata, Hydridae.